Molecule: messenger RNA, 291 nt
Organism: Acaulospora morrowiae
Lineage: Eukaryota; Fungi; Glomeromycota; Glomeromycetes; Diversisporales; Acaulosporaceae
Source: the annotation of a GenBank genome assembly
UGGUAUCCGGAAAUCACUCAUCAUGCUCCAAAUAUUCCCAUCAUCCUGGUUGGAACAAAACUUGAUCUUCGCGAAGACAAGGAAACCAUCAUUAAGCUUCGCCAGAAAUCUCAAUCACCUAUUACAUACCCUCAGGGACUUCAAAUGGCAAAGGAUAUUUCCGCCGUGAGAUACCUCGAAUGUUCGGCUCUUACCCAAAAGGGUUUGAAAAACGUAUUUGAUGAGGCUAUUCGCGCUGUUCUUUGUCCCGCCCCUGUACCAAAGCGCAAGAAGAAUUGUGUAAUUUUAUAA